Messenger RNA from Gongylonema pulchrum, 498 nucleotides. The record is from the annotation of a GenBank genome assembly. Lineage: Eukaryota; Metazoa; Nematoda; Chromadorea; Rhabditida; Gongylonematidae.
GUUUUGUGUGCGAUGAGCAAAGAAAGCCGAAUCUUUGGUCCGGAGCGGGCGAGCCGUGGUGAUGCGGCCGGUGACAAGCAGCAUCAGCCCUUGGACAGUCUGUGGGACGAGAAUGCGGAUAAGUACAAGUUCUGCUGUCGCGCGUUGCACAUCACUCGGGCCACACUCUACCUCGCCUACGCGCAGAUGGUGCUCACAUUCGUGUUCUGGCUCUUCUUCAUGUUCUACUACGUACAGACCAAAUUAGUUUACAUUUCAGUGUCACUUCUUUUUGGGACCGCAUUGCAGCUGCUUUUCGUCCUCCUGCUUGUUUACGGAUUACGCACUGAACGUCGCUCCUUCUUGCUCCCGUUCAUUUUAUCCGUAUCAUCUUCAAUUCUCUUCGAGUUUGCAGAGCCAGUUCUUCUCGAAUUUGGUCGCAAUUGCGGUUCAGCUGUGGUGCGUUGCUGUUGUUUGGCGAUGCUAUGGAUUCUUGGGAGACAAAAAGGUGCUUUUUGA